Messenger RNA from Penicillium subrubescens, 1713 nucleotides. Its product is annotated as M20 family metallopeptidase. Gene Ontology annotation, molecular function: metallocarboxypeptidase activity. Lineage: Eukaryota; Fungi; Ascomycota; Eurotiomycetes; Eurotiales; Aspergillaceae. The coding region runs from base 1 to 1713 and encodes 570 amino acids. Gene Ontology annotation, cellular component: fungal-type vacuole lumen. The transcript has a single exon. The record is from RefSeq and is a predicted model, not a curated record.
AUGUCCGAACAGUUCAAUCAGCGGCGAGAUAAGCGUAAAAUUAGCUCCUGGUUCCUCUAUGGCACACUCGCCAUUGGUCUCGCUUCAGCGUUUACAGCACUCUUCAACAAUACUGUACGGUCUUCAAACCCGCCCGAAUUGGACAUUUACAGCCCAGGAGCAGAGCAUGGGAUAUGCCAGCAAGUACCGAAACUGUCUCCAAGGAACAAACAAGUCGAACAGUAUGUUCGUGAGAAAGUCGAGUCCGUGGAAUACCAUGGAGAAAUCAUCAACAAGCUAUCUGGGAUCAUUCGUAUCCCAUCUGAGAGCUAUGACGACUUGGGGCCCAUUGGCGAAGACGACAGAUGGAAUAUAUUUUUCCAAGUGGAGGAUUACAUCAAAACCUGCUAUCCCACUGUAUUUGACAACGUGAAGCUGGAUCACGCCAACACCCACGGGCUGAUCUUGACCUGGGAAGGCAGCGUCCCACCUUCGGAGGCUAAGCCGAUUCUCAUGCUCGCACAUCAAGAUGUCGUGCCAGUGCUUGAAGAGAAUGUCAAGGAUUGGACUCACCCGCCUUAUGACGGCCACUAUGAUGGUGAGAUUAUCUGGGGUCGUGGUGCAACAGACGAUAAAGGUUACUUGAUAUCCAUCAUUGAGAGCUUGGAUCUUUUGAUUCAGAGCGGGUUCAAACCGAAACGAACGGUUAUUCUGGCCUUUGGCUGUGACGAAGAGAUCAGCGGCGAAAAUUGCGGAAGGCCCAUCUCGGAUUUCCUCCAUGAAGAAUAUGGAGACGACGGAAUCUACUUGAUCAUGGAUGAGGGUUCCACUGGUAUCCAAAGAGAAUUCGGCCAGUCCUUUGCUAUGGUUAGUGUCGCGGAAAAAGGCUACUUAGACGUUGGGAUCAAUGUUUCCUCGACAGGCGGACAUGCGAGUAACCCGCCGGAUCAUAAUGUUAUUGGUAUCCUGUCGGAAAUCGUGGUCGCGAUUGAGAGCAACCCAUUCCCUGGAAAGGUCACUCCGAAGAAUCCAAUGUUUCGCUUCCUAGAGUGUGGUGCUGUUCAUGCUCCCCAGUCGAGCUUCCCGCAGGCAGUUCGCCAGAAAUUAAGUCUGGUCGCCGAAGAGGACAGUGCCAGCCAGGAGCAACUGGCACAGACGCUGAAUGAUAUGAGAUACUUCUUCAAAACGAGCCAGUCCGUUGGAAAGAUCAACGGUGGCGUCAAGAUCAAUGCUAUUCCCGAAACAGCAUCGACAAUGGUCAACUUGCGCUUGGCUGUCGAAACCUCCAUCGCUGAGGUUGAAGCACACUACGAGUCUCUUGCCAUUCCAAUUGCUAGAAAGCACGGAAUGGCAUUUGCAGGGUUUCAUUCGCCCUGUAGCACUGCAGAGAAACGGAAAAUAUGCAUGUUUGGAGUUGACGCCUUAGAGCCAGCUCCAGUUUCUCCCGUCGAUGCUGAACCCUAUCGCAUCUUAUCUGGCACCGUCAAGAAUGUUCUCAAGUCACUGGGCCCAGAUGACGAUCUCAUUGUCACACCCUAUUUGAUGCCAGCCAACACCGACACUAAAUUCUUCUGGGCUUUGACCAAGAACAUCUACAGAUUCACACCUGUGAAUCUGGUAGAGAAUCUCAACCGGGCGCAUACGACUGAUGAGUUUAUUCGAGCCGAUGAAUUUGUUCGUGAGCCUCUCUUUUUCGCAACAUUGAUUCUGAAUACCGAUGAUAUUGUGGGCUAG